Molecule: messenger RNA, 326 nt
Organism: Acyrthosiphon pisum (pea aphid)
Lineage: Eukaryota; Metazoa; Arthropoda; Insecta; Hemiptera; Aphididae
Product: retinal dehydrogenase 1
Molecular function (GO): oxidoreductase activity, acting on the aldehyde or oxo group of donors, NAD or NADP as acceptor
Source: RefSeq, a predicted model, not a curated record
GCUAAUGACACUAAAUAUGGAUUGGCUGCUGGAAUAUUAACUAAAAAUAUGGAUACUGCCAUGAAGUAUAUGGACAAUAUUAAUGCUGGUUCAGUUUGGAUUAACAGUUACCUUGUCUAUUCAGCACAAAUCACAUUUGGAGGAUUUAAUCAAUCUGGACUUGGCAGAGAAUUAGGAGAAGAUGGUUUAAAAGAGUACUUGGAAAUCAAAACUGUCUCAAUCAGACAAUAAGCUUCAUACAAUAUAACAAGCAAAUACAAAAUAUAUAUACGUCAAUAUGUAAUUUAAAUAUUCCUUAAUUUUAUUAUUAAAAACAAAUCUUUGAA